Molecule: messenger RNA, 540 nt
Organism: Brenthis ino (lesser marbled fritillary)
Lineage: Eukaryota; Metazoa; Arthropoda; Insecta; Lepidoptera; Nymphalidae
Source: the annotation of a GenBank genome assembly
AUGUUGACUAAAACACUAAUAGCUGUUCUAACGGUUACAGCGUGUUUAGCUGUACCGUCAAACAUCAUCCGUCCGUGUAAGCUACACAACAAAGAAUGUAUCCGCGAGAACCUGGCCAUCAACUCGCAAUGCAACCCGAAUGUACGCGGGUUCGUUCCCAGCGAGUACACGAUCCCAAGCUUUCGCUACGACACGCCGUACUUCAACGCCACUUACAUCGACCAAGAUCUGAUCAUCAAAAAUCAUAAUAACUGUCGUGUUUCAGAGUUUUUCUUUAACAUGGCUUCUGACGCGGCAGUACUCGCCCUGGACUGCCCCGCGCUGGACUUCUCCUCCACCAGGAUGCUCAUCCAGCACUACUCCCUUCGAGAGGACACUCAGUUUAGUUUCAGCUUUAGCGGGAACUAUCCUUUGGUCCGUCUAACUAUGCACUUACCGCACGCCAACGCAAUGGACCUAUGCACCUCCUUCACUUUCGCCGACGUCACUGAAUUACCGAUUUUCAACAUAAAUCCUAACGGUAAGACAUCAAAAUUUACU